AUGGGAGGAUUCCGGUACACCUUAUUUGCCGUACUGUUGCUGGCCUCGUUAACCCACGGUGCAAAGCGUAAAGUGGCUUGUAAAAACUGCUUGAAAAAUAAGGUUGCCCACCACAACGGUAACCGAUUGAUAGCGAGUCCAAUAAACUUAUUAAACCCUGAUCGGUACGAGUUCUUCACAUUGGACGACAAAGGGAAAGUUGUAAAGCGCAUCAUGACCUUUAAUGAAAUCCAGAGCAUUGUUGCUGGAAGUGACAUCAGUGAACUCAAGCUGUUCACCAACGGUAACAAUAACGAACGCAUUGUGUCUAGCGUCGUUUCGAAUGUGCGCAACGUGCUAAACAACGAACUUAAUCUCAUGAAUGGGCACGAAGGUGUUGACUUCGUUACAACGGAGCUUUCCAUUUCGGAUGUGAUUAGCGUACAGCGUGAGCCUAUUACGAGCUCAACGGCUGGUUCAUCGGAUCAAAUGAACGAGGGACCGUCGGAAAGACCUACAACGGAAAUACCGACGACAAGACAAACGGAACAUCCGUCCGAGAGGCCUGUAGAAAGUAUACUACAACAAUCGGAGUUAAUUACAUUGCUUAAGAGCACCGUAAAACAUGAGGCACUAAACACAACUGACCGGACGACGGAGAUUACCACGGAACCAACAACGACGUCCAGUGCAACAGAACAAACAACAAGGUCAACGACUGCUCAACCGACAGCAAGCACGACGGAAAGAGCGACGACAGUGCGUACAACAGCGCGUACCACUCAACGCCCAACCGAGGGAUCUCCACUGAAGACAACGAUAGUAGUUUCUUCAUCCCGACCUGCCCUGAAAACAACGGAACAGUCAACUGAACAUUCCUCAACCAGACCGACGACCGAAAAACCACAGACAACUAGAACAAAGACACAUCCAACUGAACGGCCAACGGAAAAGUUCGCUACACAACACGUGAAGUCAACAGUGGCCACCACAAACAUUCGACCAAUAGAAAUAGAGGUGGUCAAAGUAACAGAACGACCAAUGCUCCUUCCGGUGGAGUCUUCUACUCAGCCAACUGACGAAAGGUCGACGGAAAACUAUAGUGAAAAUAUGGUUACUGAAUCUUCUGAAAAGUCGGUUGAGGAAUCCAUUUAUCCAAUAGAAGCUUCGGUGGAAAUUUCAUCCGAGGAAUCAACAGAAUUUACUAUUACAAAAGCUCCUCAAAUUUCAUCCCAAUUUUCCACUAAAAUAGAAAAUGAAAGCGACUCGGACUAUUCCACCGAAAGCAGUAGUGGUAGCAUAACCACUGCAUCGUUGAUAUCAGGUUUUUUGGCAAGUGCCAGUCUGCACCCUUACAAAAAACCGGUCAGUGCUGAAGAACCGUCGAUGUCACAAACAACUGAAUCCGAUGACCCAGCCGGAACGCUCAAGGAUUUAAUUUCGACCAGUACUAAGUUUGAAGACGAUUCUUCAGAAACAUUCAAAACACCAACGGAAUCGGACACAUUGUUAACUGAUGCAAUUGCUCAAUACAUUACCAACAUUCAGAGAGAGCCAGUCGUUACCAGCUUGUUUGAGGAGGUGAACGAUGAUAACGUAGAGAGAUCGACAGCAACAGCACACACCGAAGAAACUACCCUCGGAAUGACCGCUUCUUACGAAGCACUACCAACUACUACUGUACUCGAAGCAGAAAAUGAUUUACAUUUGGAGGACUCGACCGAAGCAGAAAAUGAUUUACAUUUGGAGGACUCGACCGAAGCAAGCAAUGAGGAGUCGGAAAAUAUUCAAUCCUCUACUUGGGAACUGCCUGAGGUUGAUGUCACCACAACAGAAAAUUUGAAAUUCCAACCACCACAAACGGAUAUCGUAUCAUCCGAUGCACAGCAAGCCCUCCAUAAGAUUAUCGAAUCCUUGCAGUUUCCAGAUGAUGGGGCUGACAGCAAGGAAACAGACAUGAAAUUGGCCCAAAGCACUAUGGUUCCCGAGAUGGAUGUUGGACCGCUCACCUAUGAUACCGAUGCACAAAACUCGAUUAACGCCAUCAUUCAGUCUUUGGGGCAAGGAUCCCUGUUUUCUGACGAAAAUUCGAUCAUAUCCGUAACUACCGAUGAAACUACUAGGUUCACUACGGUGACAGCAGAGACUACACCAAAUACUACACCAUCAACAACAACCGCAUCAACGACAACAUCGACAGAAAAAACUACUACGACCACGCAAAGACCGUCCUCUACAGCAUAUUCAACAUUUUCAGUUCCGGUUUCCAAAACGGCUUCUGCUACAGAAUCGUCUGAAACAAAUUUAUCCAACAACAUCAAUUACAACACAAACAUAAUGGACACGAUUGAAAAGUUUCUCAGUAAGUUUGCAGGUCUGCCCAACCCUGAAACGUAUUCGGUGAAUAUGACAAAGAUGGAUGUUUUGAGCGACUUUCCUUCCGAGAUAAAUAUGACUGAUUACCUUGAUCGUACGGCAACAGUGGCGUCGGUUCUGAAAUUUCCCCACACGAAGCCUGUUCAACUAGACCGGCCAUUGACUAAUCGAGACAGUGUACCAGAGGAACCAGAACUUUUUGAGGACACACCAGUGGAAUCAAUGUUGAACGAGACGGUGGCUUCGUUUAUGAAACUUGGCGAAAUGCUCACGAUGGGCAGCAUUAUCAAUACUUCCCCCGAGCCGACACAGGUGCAGGUGGAAUUGAAGACCGUCGUAGACGAAGAGGAAACGGAGCUGUUGCGGUUUCUUUCAAUCUGUGGAAACUUGGGCACCAACAUGUACCGUGAUUUGACGGAUAUAUCGUUACAUAGUCGCAGUCUGGUGUAUUCCCCUUUCGCGACUAUCACUACCUUAUCGAUGCUUUUUCUCGGAACCCGCGGCACAACGGCGGAAAGCAUAAAUGGAGUCAUUGGGCUGGAUGAAAUGACUUCCUUUAAUCCGCAUCUGUUCUUUAAAUCCAUCGCCGAUGAUUUGCAGCCUCGUUACCGUCGCAAAGCCGUUCCAACCUUCGAAGGGUCUUCUUUUUCUCGCACGCUGUUGAGCGAUAGGACACAAGGCGGACUGCAGCGAUUUUUCAAAGCACGUGUUCAAGAAAUCUAUUCUGCCGUUGCGGAACCGAUCGAUUUUCAUCAAAAAGACGAAAUACUGCGGCAUAUGAGUGGAGAUUUUCCUAGGGAGUACGUGGAUACCCUGAAACAGUUGCGAGCACCGUUGAUAUCGAUAAGCAGAAACCGUUAUCGGCACGAAUGCAACAGUGCAACGUUGUACGGUGUGAUGAAUUUUCAGCGAAGUUCGGCAGAAACCAUAUCGACCGUCGCCCUGCCCAGCGUAACGUUCCGAUCGGGAUUCUCGACUGGUUUCUCGAAGUCACUGAACGCUACGAUUGUAUCUUUACCAGGAUCAACCAGUAAUAUUUCAGUUUUUUUCCUGAAACCUGCAGAAAUUAGCGGUCGUUCUGACAAUAGACUCGAAGCACUGGAAGCCCACAUUCACACGCAGAGCAUUUCCAACGUCCUAAAGCUGUUCCCAGAUGAAACAGUGCGCACUGCUUACGCCGAAGUACAGUUGCCGCAUUUCACGCAGACCAGCAUGUACAAUAUGAGUCGCAGCAUUCGGCAGCUAGGACUGGAGAAUUUGUUCCAAUCGGAUACGGCCAACUUCAACGGGCUUCAAGAUUCGACCAUUUCAAACAUGUACCUGUCCGAAACCAUCCAAACCGAUUCAUUUGCCUUGUGUGGCAGGGACGAACUAGCGACAAAAUCUUCGGUUGUGUUCCACAGUUUCUCAACUAACUUACCGAAACAUCCUUCUAUAGUUGCAAUUGGAAAUUCCACGGCGAAACGGAUCGUACGGAACAGUCGUCGCAAAAACCGGUCAAUGUCCGAGGUUGCGCGGGCUUACGACAGCAUGCUAGUAUUUGACACACCCUUUUUGUACUUAGUGAGACACAAUCCAACAGGUUUGCUUCUGUACGUAGGGCGAUUCCUGGGAUAA
Messenger RNA from Anopheles cruzii, 3972 nucleotides. Its product is annotated as mucin-5AC. Gene Ontology annotation, molecular function: serine-type endopeptidase inhibitor activity. The coding region runs from base 1 to 3972 and encodes 1323 amino acids. The transcript has 3 exons. Lineage: Eukaryota; Metazoa; Arthropoda; Insecta; Diptera; Culicidae. The record is from RefSeq and is a predicted model, not a curated record.